AUGGCAAAUGUUAAGAAGUUCAAUGCUCUUAUUGUUGAUGAUGACUCUAUAGUUCGAGCCAUGAACAUGAAGUAUUUAACUAGAAAUGGAUUUCAAGUUGAAAUAGCUGAAAAUGGUCAAGAAGCUGUUGAGUAUUUUCAUGCAGGCAAUCGUUUUGAUCUAGUCAUAAUGGACAUGGAAAUGCCUAUAAUGGACGGCUUUCAGGCUACAAAGGAAAUUCGAGCUUUGGGAGUGAGGAGUUUGAUCAUUGGCAUGUCUGCAUCUUCUUCGCAAACAAAGAUUCAAGAGUUUGUUAGUGCAGGGUUGGAUUAUUUCUAUCCUAAGCCUAUGAACAUGGCUAAACUUGCAGCCAUUGUAGGUCACCUUAAUUGA
Messenger RNA from Spinacia oleracea (spinach), 372 nucleotides. Its product is annotated as two-component response regulator 24-like. Gene Ontology annotation, biological process: phosphorelay signal transduction system. The record is from RefSeq and is a predicted model, not a curated record. NCBI's taxonomy places the organism in Eukaryota, Viridiplantae, Streptophyta, Magnoliopsida, Caryophyllales, Amaranthaceae. The transcript is spliced from 2 exons. Bases 1 to 372 code for a protein of 123 amino acids.